Messenger RNA from Prorocentrum cordatum, 1170 nucleotides. The record is from the annotation of a GenBank genome assembly. Lineage: Eukaryota; Dinophyceae; Prorocentrales; Prorocentraceae.
GACUGGGGCGCAGGGCGCAGCUCGGCGGCCGAGUGGAGCGGCGGCGGCGGGCCGAAGGAGGCGGCCGAGCCGGCGGCGCGGCAUGCGGCCGAGCCCGCGGCAGACCCCGUUGGCAGCCUGGGCGACGGACGGGCCCUGCGGGGCGGGGCCGCCGGCAGCUCCGCACAGGAGCGUCGAGGACAGGCCGGCGCCGCCGCGGGGUCCGGCGCAGAGAGCCACGACUCAGGCGGCGGUGGCGGCUGGGGCGGCGGCGGGGGCGGCGGCUGGGGCGGCAGCUGGGGUGGCAGCGCAGGACGCGGUGGGGCGCGUGGCGGCGCGGACGCCAGCUGGCAGAGCGGCGGGGGAGCCAGCUGGUGGAGCGGAAGCAGCUGGGGGGUGGGCGGCGGCGGCGGCGGCGGCGGCCGCGGCGGCGGCGGCGGCGGCGGCGGAAGGGGCUCUGACUGGUGGAGCGGCGGGGGCGUGGACGGCGGCGGCGGCAGCGGCGGGCGGGCCAAGGGGGGCCGCUGGCAGGCCGAGGGCGAGGGGAAGGCUGCCAGGGUGCCCUGGGAUGAGGGGGACCGGCUGCUGCCCUCGGGCUGCGGGGCCGGCGCAGAGGCGCCCUGGGCGCAGCAGCAGUCGCAGAACCAGGCCGCGCUCCUGGAGCAGCAGGCUCAGCAGCAGGUGCUGGAGGCCGCCGCGUGGCAGCGGCUCACGUCCGAGAAGCUGCAGGCCGAGUGGGCGGCCGAGGAGCAGCGCAAGCGCGGGGACAGGCUCGAGGUGCAGCUGAAGAUCGCGACGGGCGAGCUGGAGAGGCUGCGGCAGCAGCUGCUGCAGCGCCCGGUCCGAGGCGAGCUGCCUCCCGCGGGGGCCCCAGAGGGGCGCGCGGCCGAGUCGAUCGGCGACCUGAAGGGCGCCCUGCUGUCGGGGGUCCUGUCCCACGCGCCCCCCGACGCCGCUGCCAACGCAGGCGGCCUGCAGGUCAUCUGCCCCGAGGCCGCUCUCAUAUUCGGGUGCGCCCCACCCUGCCACUGCCGCUGGAGCUGCAGCCCGCUGGGGCGCAAGCCGGGGCCGUGCUGUGCUUCAGCGCCCGCGGCUGCCCGGCCGGGGGCCCUCCGGAGAUCGUGCCGGACAGCGUCUCGCUGGGGCCGCCGGACCCGGGCAGCGGGCGCCGCUCCUUUGUGGGCACCCUGA